AUGGGAAAACUUUAGUUUAGCACCCCACGAUUUCAGGGUUAAGAGGGGUAUGGUUGGAUAGAGGAGAUUCUCCAGAUCACGAAUAUAUAUAACUAUUGGCGCCGGAAACGUAUAGUUUUCCAGAUAUUUCCAUUUUAAGUGGAAAUUGUUACACUACAACCUUUUAUUUAAAACUCUGUGUCAAAAAAAGGCAUAUUCGAUCAGGUGAUCACGGCUGUUUCACACAGAUAGGAAAACAGCUGAUUCUUUGGCUACUUGUAGGCUUAUACAUUGGCUUAAACGUACGUAACUAAUGUAAGCAACUAAAUGUGUGAACAAUGAAAACUCAUCGAACACACUAAAUGUCGGUGCGAACUACUUCGGUUCCACAAUCCACAAAUUGUGUUUUAAAGAGGUUUUCAAUUUGGUGCGAACAUAGUAUAAAGUAGUAGUAUAAUGGUAUGAAACGAUUGAAACGAAAAAUCAUCACGUAAACACUAAUCGUUUCUGGGAUAUAUUCAAAAAGUCGCCGAUAUCCAGUUGUCUAAAAUAUCGUUGAUUUUAAACUAUCGAUGUAUUAUUUACUCACAUACAAUUGGGUGGAGUUAUCAAAACAUUGUUCAUAGUGUAAGAUUUAUUUACGGGAUUUUGCGAAUACUAAUAUUUUUCGUUUUUUGAAUCAAGUGGACAACGUAUUUUUAAUAUUUACUUCAGGGUCGCAGAGUUUUACAUGUCAUUUGAAUAUAAGAAAAUUACAAUUUGUUAUUAAGCUUAAUAUUUUAAUUAAGGACGAUAAUAUAUGUAUUAAUGCCGCCUCAAAGGUAUACACACGCUAUAGUGGCAAGAAUUUCAGACUCAAUAAAGAAGAAAGGUGAAUUUGACUAUGCUAAGGCAAAACAACAGCAUCAAAAUUUCUGCUCAUUGUUGCGAGAUAUUGGCUUGGACGUCAUUGAGUUGCCGCCAGAUGAAACGUUACCGGAGGGUGUUUUUGUAGAAAAUGCGGCAAUAAUAUGCAAUGGAGUAGCUUUAAUAAGUAAAUCGGACAAUUUAUUGCGACAAAGAGAGGCGGACAGUAUGGAAAUCAUUCUGAAGAAAGAGCUUGAUAUCCCUGUGGUUAACCCUAACAUCCCUAAUGCUAUAUUGGACGGGGGAGAUGUUUUAUUUACGGGUCGUGAAUUCUUUGUGGGCAUAUCCAACUAUACAAACGAAGAUGGCGCAAAAUCUGUUGCAGUUGCCUUUCCUGAGUAUCCUGUAACGCCUAUCAAGGUUAGUGGGAAUAAACGUCUUAAACAUUAUGUUACAAUGGCUGGUCCAGAUGUAUUAUCUGUAAGUACAAGUAUCUACUGCCAGGAAAUUGUUAAACGGAUGGAACGAGAAGCAAGUUAUAAGUAUCAAAAAAUUACUUUGCCUGAGGAAUAUGCUGCCAAUAUGAUAUAUGUUAACGGCUUUCUUAUACAUCGAUCACCCGAGGAAAUUCCUGCUUCUUAUAAGGUUAUUAAAGAAAAGAUAGACACACCAAGCCGAAAUAUAAAUAUUAGCGAAUUUGGACAAUACUCAAGUGGUCUAACUUCUGCUUGCUUGUUAUUGCGUCGAUGGAAAUCAAUAAGAAAUAUUUAAAUAAUACUACAGUAAGAUUUGAAUUGUGGUUAAAAAUCCACUAGAAGUAAUAAUCAUUUCCGCCAAUAGUUGUUUAAUUAAAUAUACAUAUAUAAAAACUGUGACAAGCCUAUUCAAAUUAAAUUAUUUAAAUAUAUGCUUACAAUGUUAUAUUAUUAACUAGUUCAAAUAUAAUAUACACACAUAUACAAAUAAAUUGUAUAUAUUAAAAAUAUUGUUAUAGAAAUUAACAUUUAUAAUAUAAGGAAAAUUCCAUAGCAAAUUUAUAAACAACAGUUUCAUUAAAAUCAUCAGCAAAAAGCAAAGGGCUGCUCAAUAAUUACAGCAAUACUACAAUACUGUUACUUACAUCAUUGUGUGUACCUAUAUGCAGGCUGCUAAAAAUAUAUAGUAUGUACAUAUAUUUCUUUUAAAUCAGAUAUCAACUAUUCCAUCAAUAAAAACCCCUGUUUGAAGUAUUAUUUAACUUCAACUUUUUUGUAGAUUUUGGCCAUUUAAGAUAGCUUAAAUGUAAUUCCGACCAUUCGCCAGUGUUUUUAAAUCUAUAUGAAAACCCAAUAAAUUCGACCGAUAUGGCCACAUUAUCGAAUAACUGAUUGGUACAACUUUUAAACCAUAAUGGCUAAAGUCGACCGGUGCUGUCUUGGAUCGUGACGUUGAAACAUUCAUAAAAAAAUAAAAAUGCUGCGUGGAAGAGUACACCGGAUAUUCGUGGGAAUCUAAGUGGGAGAAAAGUUCUUCAUAAUAAAGGCAAAAUAGGAAAUCUGCUCUCAUAACUGAGAUUAACACAAAUUAGAAUAAAUGUAAUAGGUGUCAGGAAUUCAUAUAUUAUUGGUGUGAUGUUCGAAACAGAAAUUCUAUCGGUUUUAGGUAACACUGAAACCAAUUUUAUAGGUUUUAUUAUCAGAAAUAAAGCAAGAAGAUAGUCGCUAACAUAUUUGAAAUGGAAAAAAAGAUGAAGACAAAAUGCCGUAAUUAUUGAGUGGGAAAAAUCCAUAUAUUUGAAGAGCAUUGACAAAACAUAAUAAACGUAAUUCAACACUAUAACAAAUGCAUCUUUAUUCAGGCGAUAAAGUAAUAUAAAUAUGUGGUUGCAUCCACACGUCAGCAUUUCUCCUAUAACUAUCAAGGAAAUUAAAAAAAAUUAAGAAAAAGCACCUUGAUUCCAUCUAAUAAAUGGGGAAAAAAUACGUGGCUAAAUGAGUUACGCCUCUCCCUUCCAUACACGCCACUGAGCGCCAACACCACAUCAACACAA
Bactrocera oleae (olive fruit fly) is the source of this 2854-nucleotide messenger RNA. RefSeq names its product N(G),N(G)-dimethylarginine dimethylaminohydrolase 1. Gene Ontology annotation, molecular function: dimethylargininase activity; amino acid binding. Lineage: Eukaryota; Metazoa; Arthropoda; Insecta; Diptera; Tephritidae. The record is from RefSeq and is a predicted model, not a curated record. Gene Ontology annotation, biological process: positive regulation of nitric oxide biosynthetic process; arginine metabolic process.